Messenger RNA from Mobula hypostoma (lesser devil ray), 2787 nucleotides. RefSeq names its product lysophosphatidic acid receptor 3-like. Gene Ontology annotation, cellular component: cytoplasm; plasma membrane. Gene Ontology annotation, molecular function: lysophosphatidic acid receptor activity. Gene Ontology annotation, biological process: adenylate cyclase-activating G protein-coupled receptor signaling pathway; regulation of metabolic process. The record is from RefSeq and is a predicted model, not a curated record. The transcript is spliced from 3 exons. The coding region runs from base 21 to 1343 and encodes 440 amino acids. NCBI's taxonomy places the organism in Eukaryota, Metazoa, Chordata, Chondrichthyes, Myliobatiformes, Myliobatidae.
UUCAUUGGCUUCCCGCACUGAUGCAAGUUCGCGAGGGCGAGCCUUUUAAUUCUGUUCCCGGCGCACAUUUCCUCAAAUGCGAGAACUCACCCUGUCUCGCCUUGGCACUGCGCCAGAGCACUUGUCUCCAGAGAUCUCGCAGCACGGCCGUCGCGCUUCCCGCAGCCCUCGACCCGACCCAAGGUGAGCGGGAGAAGGAAGGAACUGCCCCGUCUCCAGGUUCGCACAGAAGGAUGUCCAACUGUUACUAUAACGAACCCAUGAAGUUCUUCUAUCAUCUCAACCAGAAUGAUUCUCUCAAGAACAACUCGGACACAACCUAUUACGUUGGGUUAGGAAUCGGUGGCAUUUGCAUCCUGUUCAUUUUCCUGUUCAAUGUGAUCAUCAUCUUGGUGAUCCUGCUGAACAAGCAGUUCCACUUCCCCUACUACUACCUGCUCGCCAACCUGGCGGCGGCUGACAUCUUCGCCAGCCUGGCCUACACCUUCCUCUUGCUGCACACCGGGAAGCUGGCCCGGAUGUUGUCCGUGCAGAUGUACUUCUUGCGACAGGCGCUGCUGGACGUCAGCAUGAGCGCGUCCAUCUACAACCUGCUGGUCAUAGCGAUCGAGCGCUACUACUCGGUCAUAAAGAUGCAACUGCACAGCACGCUAUCCAAACGCCGCGUCUUCUGCCUCAUCCUGGGCAUCUGGGCCAUGGCCGUCGUCAUGACCACUAUUCCCAACAUGGGUUGGAACUGCAUCUGCAACAUCAGAACCUGCUCUGCGCUGGUGCCCAUCUACAGCCGCAGCUUCCUAAUCUUCUGGUCUCUGCUUAAUCUCCUCACGCUCUGCAUCACCACCGUCAUGUAUUUGCGCAUCUACCUUUACGUAAGGAAGAAAACCUCGAAGAUAUCGUCCCACACCACCGGUUCCAUCAAACGCAGGAAAAUGCCGAUGCGGCUGGUGAAGACCAUCAUAACCGUGCUUGGUACAUUCAUCAUCUGCUGGACACCUGGGCUGGUCCUGGUCCUCCUCGAUGGCCUCCACUGCACCAGCUGUAACCUGGAGGGCUUAAAGAAAUGGUUCCUUAUCCUGGCCCUGCUGAACUCUCUGGUCAACCCCCUCAUUUACUCGUACAGGGAUCGGGAGAUCUGGAAAAGUAUAAAGUGUUUGUUCUGCCUCGGUUGUGGUCGCAGCUGUGGGAUGCAGCUAGAGGACCUGAAUUCAGGAUCUCACCGGCAGAGCACAGUAUCUGAAAUUAGUGGACCGAUUAAAACCUACCAGCAUCAGGUUACCAUUGACGAGGCAGGCGAGUCCCCUGACCAGUCCUUGGAUAGGAUUCCGAAACUCUCAGUGAGCUAAUGGAAGACAAACUUAUGAAGUUCUACAAGGUUCUUACUGUGACCUCUUUGAAGCAACGUUUUCCAUGGUAGUGUGCUCAUGGUAUGUGAACUGAACUUCUCAUGCCUCCUGUUGCCUCCCUUCCACUCAGAGAGCAGGUUUUCCCCUUAAACAAGAGGCUUCUUGGCCUUGAUCUCCAUGUUGAGAAUCGCUCAUGCAAUCUGCACACCGGGGGUUAAAACAUGGUUGAUAUUGACGUUGGUGAGACGGACCGUGAAGAGCCACUGGAUGAUUUGCAAGUCAGAAUCAGAAUAGAUUUAUUAUCCCUGACAUACUGUAUGUCAUGAAAUCUGUUGUUUUAUGGAAGCUCUACAGUACAAUACAUAAAAAAUUACGGUGAGUUAUACAACAAAAAUAAAACAGAGCAAAAUAGCAAGGUAAUAUUCACAGAUUCAUGGUCCAUCCAGAAAUCUGAUGGAGGAAGGGAAGAAGCUGUUCCUAAAACAUUGAUUGUGUGUCUUUAGGCUCCUGUACCUCCUCCCUGACGGUAGCAAUAAGAAGAGGGCAUGUCCUGGGUGAUGGGGGUUCUUAGUGAUGGAUGCUGCCUUUUUGAAGCAUUGCCUUUUGACGAUGUCCUUGAUGCUGAGGAGGCUGGUGCCCAUGAUGGAGCUGGCUGAGACUACUGCAGCCUUUUCCGAUCCUGUGCAGCGGCCCCUCCACACCAGAUGGUGAUGCAACUAGUUAGAAAGUUCUCUACCAUACGUCUGUAGAAACUUGCGACCGUCUUUGGUGACGUACCAAGUCUUCUCCAACUCCUAAUGAAGUAUAGGAGUGUCUUGGAUAAACCUAGUCCAGAAGAACUGUGCUCCAGGGCUGCUCUUUGAGCUAGUGCCUGAGCAAGUGCAGCCCGUGGGGAAAACAUUCCCAUGGCUGUUAGAGCAUCAAUUAUCCCAGCCCACUGUCUGAGAUUCUCUGGCCCGCUUAUCUUCAGCUGUUUCAUCAAUGACUUCCCUUUGAACUCAGAUUCAGUUUUAUUUCUCCCACGCGAAAUCUGUUGUUUGUGUCAACAAACAACACAACCUAAGGAUGUGCUGGGGGCAGCCUGCAAGUGUCACUUCAUAUUUCAAUGCCAACAUAGCAUGUCCACUAUGUCAGCAGCACACACAAAACACAACAAGCAGCAGUAACAGCAAACGCACCCUGUUACUGACACAGUAACAGCAAACGCACCCUGUUACUGACACAGUAACAGCAAACGCACCCUGUUAGUAACACAUACACACCCUGUUACUGACACAGUAACAGCAAACGCACCCUGUUACUGACACAGUAACAGCAAACGCACCCUGUUACUGACACAGUAACAGCAAACGCACCCUGUUACUGACACAGUAACAGCAAACGCACCCUGUUAGUAACACAUACACACCCUGUUCCUAACAUACACACACCCUGUUACUGACAC